UGAGCGUCGUGAACUAUCUCGUGACGAGAGUUCAUAAAGAGCAACCCAAGAUCCAAAGAUGCCCAGCCGGAACAUCACCCCAUCUGCCUUGUCCAACAUUCACAUACUGUACAUCUCCUUUACGAGGAAUCUGCUGCGGUUCCCAUUUCGUCCUCCAAUCGCAAGCUCGCCCUCGUCAACAUGCGGCCAAAAUGUUGCCCUAUAUUUAUCCGCUCCGUAUCACCCGGACCCGGCAGACUGUUCAGGAACACCACUCCAGAAAGUUCUGUACAACCCCACCUUCAGGCACAGAAACGCAUGUCAUCCUCGCUUUAUCUGCCGUGCGAUGCGAGAUCUAGCAUCCAACCCCGGGAAUAGCCUCAAGGACGGCCCCGCGAAUCCUCUCUUCCUUUGAUUCCAUUUCCCUCGCCUCACCAAAUUAAUUUGUAUAUUUCUGUACACAAGAAUGUAACCAACAAUCCGAAUCUGACUUCAUCCUUCGAGAAGUUCUCAUAUUAAUCUCGGAUUAACGGCAUUUGCGCUACAUUUCUCGCUGGAAGUCUUCAAACCAUGCCCCAAGGCUGAAUGAAGCCUUGUAACAUUUUCUAUUUGCAUUCCUUA
Messenger RNA from Hyaloscypha bicolor E, 600 nucleotides. RefSeq lists its product as uncharacterized. The transcript has a single exon. Lineage: Eukaryota; Fungi; Ascomycota; Leotiomycetes; Helotiales; Hyaloscyphaceae. The coding region runs from base 59 to 394 and encodes 111 amino acids. The record is from RefSeq and is a predicted model, not a curated record.